Messenger RNA from Sclerotinia borealis F-4128, 1203 nucleotides. The record is from the annotation of a GenBank genome assembly. Lineage: Eukaryota; Fungi; Ascomycota; Leotiomycetes; Helotiales; Sclerotiniaceae.
AUGGCAUCCAAACCAUAUGAAGUAAAAUGGGGUAUCUUAGCAACAGGAGGCAUUGCAACCACCUUCUGUAAAGACAUCCUCUGCAACCCCGCCACCCGUAAUGUCCAUGACAUUCAGCACACCAUCAUAGCAGUUGCAUCCUCCUCCUCCGCCUCCCGCGCCGAGACAUUCCUCAAGGAAAUCAAAGCCCCUCCUGGUGUCAAAGCCUACGGUUCAUACCAUGAACUAGUCAAUGACCCCAAUAUCGACGUAAUCUACAUCGCCACCCCUCAUUCCCACCAUUUUCAAAACGCCAUGUUAGCACUCCGCGCCAACAAACAUGUUCUUUGCGAAAAAGCCCUCACGGUGAACACCGCGCAAGCUCGUAAACUAUUCGCGACAGCUCAAGAGAAGAAUCUGUUUUUCAUGGAAGCGGUGUGGACGCGCUAUUUCCCACUAAGUAUACAGAUUCGAGAAAUGGUCAAAAACAAGGAAAUAGGAGAAGUGCAUCGAGUAUUUGCCGAUCUCUCACUCCCCGAAGCGAACGAAGAUGGCUCUCUCACCUUUUCCCCCGAGAACCGCAUGGUGAAUCCGGCUUUAGCAGGAGGUGCCCUCCUCGAUCUCGGUAUAUAUGCUCUGACCUGGGUUUUCCAAAUCCUGUACCAUUGCCAACCCUGUUCCUCCUCUGAGCGCGAAACCCCCCGUGUUCUUGCCGCGGUGCAGAAAUAUGAGAAGACGGGGGUGGAUGAACAGACAAGUAUUCUUUUGCAAUUUCCCAAGAAUAAGAGCAUGGGGAUUGCGACGACGGGAAUGAAAGUUGCGACGCAACCGGAUGCGCAUGAUGAGGCGAGUCAGGAUGAAGCACCUAGUAUUAGGAUCCAGGGGACGAAGGGAGAAAUUCAGGUUUUUGGACCGGCGUAUAGACCGUUGAGAUAUAGCGUCUUUAAAAAUGCAAAUAAGGCUGGGGAUUUUAAGGCGGUGGAUUGUGCAAUUCCGCAGGAUCCAGAGAGGGGGAAUUGGGGGCAUGGGAUGGCGUGGGAGGCGGAUGAAGUGGGGAGAUGUUUGAGGGAUGGGAAGAAGGAGAGUGAGGGGUUGGAUUGGAGGGAGAGUGAGGUCAUCAUGGAGGUUAUGGAUGAGGUUAGGAGGCAGGGGGGGUUGAAAUAUAGCGAGGAUAUUGAGUCGGAUGUUUUUGAUGAGAUGAGUGCUUUGAAUGGGAAGGCUUGA